CCACCGUCUGUGUCUCUCUGGCUAACAAAUUGAUAUAUUGUUUUGUUUCUCCACCAUAAAAACCCUAUCAAAACCCUAAUCUCAAGUUCCCAAGUAUUGAUAGCCACCACCACCAACCCAAGAAAUGGCCAAAAAGAAAAUGACCCAUCAACACAACCAUGGAAACCCAACUCAGGAGAGGCAAGAAAUUGACCAAGAACAGAGCUUUACACAAGCCAAACCCUUAGACCAUCAGGCCUCCAUGGAAGAUCCAGUGGAGAAGCUGCAGAAUCUGAAAUCUCUCAACUCUUUGCUUCUCAAAGAGACAUUUGAGCGCAGGCAGCAGGUUGAUUCUCUGGUUCAGGCGAAGGAGGCACUUGAGUCUGAGUUGGCUCGGGUUGGUGAUGAAAGGAAGGUGCUUGAGGCGGAGUUGAGUGAGGGGAGUGAGAAGAAUCUGCGGUUGGAGCUGGAAAAAUUUUUGCUUUGUGUUUAUGUGGAGACCCAGAUGUUGGACAUGAGGGUUAGUGUCGAUUGGUUGGUGAAGGAGAAGACUGAGAGAGAGAAUGAGGUUGUGUUCUUGACGCGUGAAGUGAAGGGGCUAAUGGGUAGUCUUGAAAAGGAGAGAGUGAGAUUGAGCCAAGUUUGUCAGGAGAGAGACUUGGCAAAGAGUGAUCUUGAUGUUCAGAUUAAGGAGGCAAAGAGAUUAAAAGAAAGGAUUGUUGCAAUUGAGAAAAGAGAGAAAGAGGUCGGAGAGGAGAUGAAGAAGCUGGAGGGUGAAUAUGAAAUGUUAGUGAAGGAAAAAGAACGGCAAGAAAAAAGAAUUAAGGAGGUCGUGAAGGAUAGAGAUUUGGUGGGAGAGAAUUUGAAAUAUGCGGUGAAUGAAGUUGGGGGCUUAAAGAGAAAGAUUGAGGUGAUUGUGGAGGAAAAGAAAGAGAUUGAGAAUGAGAAAAGCAUGCAGAAAGUUAAGAUUGAUAAAUUAGAGAAGGAGAUGGAGAAGCAGAAAGGGAUUGUAAUGGGUUUGAGGAAGGAGGAGGAUGGGUUGCGCACCAAGGUUUUGGAGUUGGAAAAUAGUUAUGGUGAGGCAGUGCAGAGGGAGGCAGAGAGGGCAACAGAGAUUAGUACUCUUGUGCAAGAGAAGGGGGAGAUGGAAAAAACUAUAGAGAAGUUAAUGGAUGAAAAGGAUUCUGCUUCACGAACAUUGGAGAUGCUAAUGGUGGAAUCAGCUGAUAAGCAGAGGAAAGUGGAGAGGUUGAUGGAGGAAAAUGAUGAAUCUAGAAAAGCUCUGGAGAUAGAUGAGAAACAAAUAAAGGAAGGGGAGCAAAAGAUUAUGCAGUUACUUGGAGAGAAAAAUGAGGUUGAGAGGGUGAAAGUUAGUUUUGAGAGUGAAAAUGUUGAGUUGAAAAAAGAAUUGAGUCAGCUAAAGGAUGUUGUGUCUAGGCUGGAAAAGUCAUGCGGGGAUAUUGAAGAGAGGAACAAAGUCUUGUCGUCUGAAAUCCAUCAUUGUACAGAUGCAUUUGAUCGUGUAGCACUCGAGAAAGAUGAUGCUUCAAAAAGAUUGGCUGAGGAGAAAGAAAAUGGAGUGAAACUGAAGUCAGAAAUCUCAGAAAUGGAGAUGAAGAUUGAGAAAAUUGCAGGGGAGUUUGGACAGAUUGUGAAUGAGAAGGAGAAACUAAUUAAGGAAAAGAAGGAGAUGGAGAGUCAACUGAAAUUGUUGAGCACUGAGAAAGAUGGGUUUCAGAAAGAUCUUUUGGAGGCAAAGAAAAGAAUAGAUGAUUUGAAGGCUAAAAUGGAAUCAACCAGGAUCAAUUAUGAGAGAUCAUUGAGUGUGCUGAAGAGCACUACAUUUCUGGUUUGCCAAUCUCCAAAUUACAACAACUGGGAUGCUAACGAAGAAGUGGCAGCUUCUGAACAGAAACUUGAAGAUGAAAUUGAACCAUAUUCAGCUCAGUUAGAAGCAAUCAAAAAGGCAUUCAGGGACAAAGAGACAAUGGUUGAAGACAUGAAGCGUGAAGUUGAGUUUAUGAAAAUCUCCGUGGCAAAGGCAGAAAAAAGGAGGAGUUUUUGGACUGUGGUGUCCUCGGCAACAACCAUUUUUGCUGCAGCAUUUGUUGCAUAUGCUGUAAAAUUGCGUUGAGUGGUUGGUUUAUGAAUCAAUUUUUGUUACCAGGAAAGAUGCUCAUGCUUCUAGGACUAACUGACAAAUUUCUGUUUAUGGAGUCUCUCCUUGGGUCCUUUCAGAUUUCCUUCUAGACUCACAUAAGAUGUUUUCCCUUUUUUUCAUGCUCAAAUAAACUUGGAUCAGGUUC
Rubroshorea leprosula is the source of this 2285-nucleotide messenger RNA. The record is from the annotation of a GenBank genome assembly. Lineage: Eukaryota; Viridiplantae; Streptophyta; Magnoliopsida; Malvales; Dipterocarpaceae.